AAAUGGUCUGGAAUUGGUGAAUUGCACAUUUAAUUCGCAUUUCAUUUCGAGUUUUGAAACUUUUAAUUAUAUAUAUUUGUCUGUUUCGUUCUUCAUUUUUGUUUAAUUCUUUCCAUUUCUGAAUACAACGUGAGGCUGAGAACCCCCAACACCACGGGAAAUCUCCUAUUGUAACUAAGAAGAUGGCUGAUGGUGAGGAUAUUCAACCCCUUGUUUGCGAUAAUGGAACGGGAAUGGUUAAGGCUGGAUUUGCUGGGGAUGAUGCUCCAAGGGCAGUGUUUCCCAGCAUCGUCGGCCGCCCUCGUCAUACCGGAGUGAUGGUCGGAAUGGGACAGAAAGAUGCAUAUGUUGGGGAUGAGGCUCAAUCGAAGCGAGGUAUUUUAACUUUGAAGUACCCGAUCGAGCAUGGCAUUGUCAACAAUUGGGAUGACAUGGAGAAAAUCUGGCAUCAUACGUUUUACAAUGAGCUUCGUGUCGCCCCGGAGGAGCAUCCGGUCCUUCUUACCGAAGCCCCUCUUAAUCCAAAGGCUAACCGUGAGAAGAUGACCCAAAUCAUGUUUGAAACCUUCAAUGCCCCUGCUAUGUAUGUUGCCAUUCAGGCUGUUCUUUCCCUUUAUGCUAGUGGUCGAACUACUGGGAUUGUGCUUGAUUCUGGAGAUGGUGUCAGCCACACAGUUCCUAUUUAUGAGGGAUAUGCUCUUCCACAUGCGAUCUUGCGUCUUGAUCUUGCUGGCCGUGACCUCACCGAUGCCCUGAUGAAGAUUUUAACCGAACGUGGUUACUCGUUCACCACCACUGCUGAACGGGAAAUCGUGAGAGACGUGAAGGAAAAGUUGGCCUACAUUGCCCUUGACUUUGAGCAGGAACUGGAAACUGCCAAGACCAGUUCUUCUGUCGAGAAGAGCUAUGAGUUGCCUGAUGGUCAGGUGAUCACCAUCGGGUCUGAGCGAUUCCGAUGCCCUGAAGUCCUUUUCCAGCCAUCUAUGAUCGGAAUGGAAGCUGCCGGCAUCCAUGAAACAACUUACAACUCCAUAAUGAAGUGUGACGUCGAUAUCAGAAAGGAUUUGUAUGGAAACAUUGUGCUCAGUGGUGGAACCACCAUGUUUCCCGGCAUCGCUGAUAGAAUGAGCAAAGAGAUCACAGCGUUGGCUCCUAGCAGCAUGAAGAUUAAGGUUGUUGCACCACCUGAGAGGAAGUACAGUGUGUGGAUCGGGGGCUCCAUAUUGGCAUCCCUCAGCACUUUCCAACAGAUGUGGAUUGCGAAAGCCGAGUACGACGAAUCUGGACCUUCGAUUGUGCACAGGAAAUGCUUUUGAGCGCAAGCAAGGGAAAGACAGGCUUAGCCUUGACAACUGCUUUCUUUUAGGAAGUAAUUGCUUCUUAAAUUGUCAUUAUCUGGUUUCAUUUUCUGUUUUGUUUGGACAAUAACCUUUGAAUCUCAGAAAUAUUCUG
Messenger RNA from Hibiscus syriacus, 1452 nucleotides. RefSeq names its product actin-like. The record is from RefSeq and is a predicted model, not a curated record. Gene Ontology annotation, cellular component: cytoplasm. The coding region runs from base 183 to 1316 and encodes 377 amino acids. The transcript has 5 exons. Lineage: Eukaryota; Viridiplantae; Streptophyta; Magnoliopsida; Malvales; Malvaceae.